Messenger RNA from Tympanuchus pallidicinctus (lesser prairie-chicken), 5360 nucleotides. It is a transcript of the gene TNFRSF18, whose product is annotated as TNF receptor superfamily member 18. Gene Ontology annotation, biological process: positive regulation of cell adhesion; negative regulation of apoptotic process. NCBI's taxonomy places the organism in Eukaryota, Metazoa, Chordata, Aves, Galliformes, Phasianidae. The transcript has 6 exons. Bases 2195 to 2971 code for a protein of 258 amino acids. The record is from RefSeq and is a predicted model, not a curated record. Gene Ontology annotation, molecular function: protein binding; tumor necrosis factor receptor activity. Gene Ontology annotation, cellular component: plasma membrane; external side of plasma membrane.
ACCCCAAAGAUUCUGAAGACAGACAAUUGAGUUGCCUCUAAAAGGUCACUGCUGACACUAGUGGUUUAGUCUUGCUGUGUUUGUCAGUUUCCUGACUGUAAUGUUCCAUCAUCUGCCAGUGCUUGCACCCAACUGUAGUAGUUCAGCAAGAAUGAGGACAUGUGAAGACCAAUUCAUAAAGCACCAGUAUUCCAAAAAUUGGAGGAAAACAAGCAAUUGAUUCCUAUUGUGAUACAGACCAGCACUGUUGCUGUUAGAAUGGCCUGGGACGAAUCUUAACGUAACCGUGGUCAGGAAUUUGACCAUGAAGAAAUUCUUUAACCAUAAAGAAAUUCUCUGUAUUCCCAUCCUGUUCUGACACAAGCGAGGGAUAAUGUAAAUACCUGCAGAGGUGGUCAGGGCUGGUGUGCAUUUCAGAAGUGGUCAUAACUGAUUAGCCUGUAGAACGUGUUGGAGCACUCAAUGCUUGUGCCUAAUAAUUUGACUUGACUGUAAGACUGUAGACCCUCACUGUCUUCAGAGGAUGAGGUAGAGGUCUGUGUGCUGCUGACUGCACCUUGUUUUCUAGCCAAGAGAAGCCCCCUGGUCACUACCUGUAAUUUCCGUGCAUUGCCCAACACUCAUGAUUGUUUGAAUGAACUGGUGGCAGGAACCCUAGCACAGGGUGCCAGCACUUGGUAGCCAGCUGGGCAGUGUCUCUGAGUGUCUCUGGGUUUCUGUGUAGCAUGAGUGGCACAGGCUGUCAGUAUUAUGAGGAGCAGUGCAGUGAGGGAAGAGGAGGGGAUCUCCUGCGUGGCUGGCAUACAAACUAGCAGGCUUGCAGUUUCAGAAGAACAACAGUUGGCCUUCUGAGGGGGUUUUCUGGGGAAGAAAAAAAAAAAAGCCAAAUCAAACCACUGGUUCUUGACCUUUAGCCUGGCAGCAGCUAGAUGGGAUGCAAGCUUUUGGCAGAAAGGUUCCACCUAGAAGGAUCUAUUGCAUGCCAAAUUUAUCUGAUUGCUUCCAGCUCGUGACAGGAACACAGGUAGAUAGAUGAAUAGAUCAAGGACCAAGUGAAGCACCUGCUGCUUGACCACUCUGUGAGCAAUAUGGAUGAAUCUUCAGGAAGAAAGCACAGAACACAGCAAAGGAACAACGAUAGGAUCUGUGUGGGAAACUUAUUUAGGCAUCACUGGCUUGUAUUAAACUAAAGAAACAAUAUAGCAAGCCCUAUGAAGAGCAAGUCAAAUGCCAAGGUAUGGUAUUUUCCACUGGAACUCAUUUCUCAAGUCUCAUUCUCCUUUGCCUUGACCUAUGUGUCAUCAUAUGCAGUGUGGAACAGAAUCCAUUCCGAGCUCUUUGUGUCUGAAUUCACCAGUUCAGUUGAGAACAAGAUUGGAUUUUAAAGCUUGUCUUUGCUAUGCACAUAAAUGUAACCACAAAAAAGCAAGCUAUCUAAACAUAAAGCAGUGUUGGAAGCGUGUGUCUGUGUUUGUAUAAGACAAGACUGCGUGAAAUUUAAAUCCAGCAGCAAGACAUGAUUACAGGUGAUAUGUUUCAGUAUAAUUUUGUUGAGGAGCUGUUUUCUGCUACUUGCAUCCCAGGAAAGUGAGGACAGAGGAUCUGCAUGGGUCCCUGCAGCUACUCUCAAUUAUGGCAUCAGGGCUGAUCUUGGAGCAGUAUUAUUUCCUCUUGGUUUCGUGGUGUCUGUAUAGAGUUAUAUCAGCCAUGAAAAUAAGAGUCUGCUGAACCAGUGUGAAGGACUUGAAAACAGUGAACAGAAUCAAGAAAAUAUGUGGAUGUAUGGCCUUAAUGUACAUUGCACAUCCCAUAGCUAAAUCCUAGAGUGUUUCUGAAUUCUCUAGGAGCCAUAAGCCAGAAUUAAAUAGUCUGAAGUUCACGCUGUGCUUUAAUUUGCAUUGAUUAUGAAUUGUAUAUCAACUCGCAAAACUCACUGAAAAUCAAAUUAUGUGUUUCUGCAUCUCACUCCUCUCCUCAUUCAAGUCACUGGCACAAGAUUGCUUAGCUUUCUAAGCAUCUGAUGGUGCAAAGCAGAAGCAUUUCCCCGCCCCUCAAAGAACCAGGAAGAGCAACCACAGGCACCACUACAAAAAGCGCAGUACCUUCCCAUAGUCUCAGGUGGAGGAGAAUUUUAGCAGGGGAAGUCCUGAUAGAAGCCCACCCUCGCUUGCUUUGGGGCUGUAGAGCUUGAGACAUGACUGGACGGAGAAGAGAAAUCUGUCUCCUCCACACUCGAGCUCGCUUGCUGCUGGCAAUGUACCUGUGGCACUGGGCACAACAGACUCUGGCAAUAUCAUGCCCUGAUGGUGAGCUGAGAGCCAUUGCUAAGGAUGUAAAGAAAUGCUGCCCCAAAUGCCUCUCCAGCACAGGGGACAACAGCCCGUGUGAAGAAGCAAAGGAUGCAGACUGCAAGUGUCCUCAGGGAUUCAGUUGUACUGAUAGGUCCUGUUCCUCCUGCAAGAAAACUGAAUGUCCAGAGGGCAAGGAGCUGAUUAGGCUGGGUAUCAUUCACUAUACGUAUUCAUGUAAACCAUGUGAGACAGGAACCUAUUCUAAUGGUAAGAACAGCUGGUGCCAAAGCUGGACUGAUUGUGAAAGUUCUGGCCUCCUAACAAUCAAGCAAGGCAACAGCACACACAAUUCAUUAUGUGGCUACCUGGUUAAAUAUUUGGACCGAGACAGUGUUACAAAUGAUUCUCGGUACACCAGCAUGCUGGCCAUCCUGACAGCAGUGGGUCUAUUUGUUCUCAUCUUGCUGACCUUCUUCUUGCAUCUCUGCAUCUGGUCGCUGAAGAAAGAAAAACACCCCACAGCUGACAAUGUGGAACGUAACAUCUCUAGGCUGCCGUUGGCUUCACAACCAUCCCACCACAGAGAAGAGACUUACAGCUGCCAGUUUCCAGAAGAAGAACAUGGAGACAAAAUACUGGAAGAGAAACCUUACUACUUGCAACCUCCAAGUCUCCACUGAGAACAGACGAACUGCAACGUGCUGUGAGAAUGAGGAGCUGAGCUCAGCUAUAAACCAAACAGGAGGGAGGGACUGGGUGCAUAAGCAUCAUUAUGUACAUAGAAAUAAGGAAUGGGUUUGUUUUCAAAGAAUCCUAGAAUGGCUUGGGUUGGAAGGGACCCGAGAGAUCAUCUAGUCCUGCUCCCCUACAGUGGGCAGGGUUGCCAACCACUAAAUCAGGCAGUGGGUCAGGCUGCCCAAAGCCCCAUCCAGCCUAGCUUAGAACACUUCUAGGGAUGGGGCCUUCCGUGCUGCAAGCACACACUGCUGAUUCAUAUCCAGCUUUUCACCCACUAGACCCCUCAAGUCCUUCUCUGCAGAGGACUGUUCUCAUUGAGUUCUUCUCUCAGUCUGUACACGUAGCUGGGAUUGCCCCGACCCAAGUGCAACGCUUUGCACUUGGCCUUGUUGAACCUCAUUAAGUUCUCAUGGGCUCACUUGUCAAACCUGUCCAGGUCCCUCUGGAUGGCAUUCUUUCCUUCUGCCGUAUCAACUGCACCACUCAGCUUGGUGUUGUCUUCAAACUUGCUGAGAGUGAGCUCGAUCCCGCUGAUGAAGAUGCUGAAGAUCACUGGUCCCAGGAUAGACCCCUGGGGGACACCACUCAUUGCCAGCCUUCACUUGGACAUGAAGCCACUGACCACAACCUUCUGGCUGUAACCAUCAACCAAUUCCUUAUCCAGUGUAUAGUCUACCCUUCGCACCUGUCUCUCUCCAAUUUAGAGAUAAGGAUGUGGUGUGGGACCAUGUUUUGCUUUGAUUCUUCUUAACAAACCUAGCAUUUAGAAACAAAGAACCUGCUAAGUCAGGCUGACAUUCUGUUCAGCUGCAUUGCUUUGCAAAGUUUAUCUGAGCUGUGGGUUUUGUUGUUUGUUUGUUUUUAAUUUUGGUGUUGUUGUUGUUGAUGCUCUUUUUAAUAUUGCUGGGGACCAGGGGCCCUUUUUGUCAUUAUUAUUCCACUUUGCAUCUUCUGCACACUCUUGUGUGGUGCUCCCACAAACUGACAGGUUCAUAAAAGACCGAUGUUCCACCAUCAGUCCCUCCAGGGCUACAGGAAAUAUAGUAUCACCCAUAGGCCCCUCCUUGUUAGGUAGCAAAGGGCCAUUAAUUUUAAUCCAUGGACCACUGUCCAGUUGCAACAGAAGUAACUUUUAUCCCUGUUCUCCCCUGUUGCUCAGCAAACCUUUGGUACCUGGAAUAAUGAAUUAAAUAAAAGAGGCUUCUGGUAGACUCCACUGAGAAUCAUGCUGUUUAGAGAAAGACAAGACUUAAUAUACUCUGGAGAAAGCUGCUUGGAGUAGGCUGGUGGCUAAACCAAUUCUGGUCAAAAAGGAGUCUGAAUCAGCCUUCAAAUGAAAGUUUACAAAUAUCUCAUAUUGCAGCCCUUACAAGGUAUUGUCUCCAUGGUGAGGGUUGCAUGAUCUCUUGAAAAGAGGGUCCUGAACAGUGGAAUAUUUCCUUCCUGACCUAAUCAUGUAAUCAUGUAAUCUGCUCCAAGGCUGUUUAUUCCCAUUUGGUCUUUCUUGAAGCCUUCUUCAGAGGAGGAGCUUCUUGGCAAGCUUGAAUAGACCUAAAGGAUUGAUUUCAUGAUUUAUGGACAUUCUUUUGUUGCUGAACGUUUCCUCAGCGAUUGUAUCAAGAGGAGUUAUCUUGUUGCUGUUACUUUCUGUCCUUGUGCACUAUGAAAUCUUACAACUGGGUGAAAUAGCUGUAGGGGGAAAUGAAGUGCAAAGGGUUAUCCUUAUCCAGUGUAAUGCAUUCCUUCAUAGCUCCAGUUUUAAUCUUCUGUCUUCCCUGUUAUUCCAUGCUGGACAGCUGAUGUCCUUUUACCUUACCUUUCCUAUCAUAUAAAAUGGGAAGAGUGAUAGUUCUUAAAAGCCUAUUGUGAAACUUAAUUAGUACUUUCAGUGUAUUUUUGCCUUCUUUGAUCCUUCUGCUGUUAAUUUGUGCAUUGCUGAUAAUUUUUCCUGUAGGUAUUGCCAUGUAAAAUUCAUUUCAAAAGUGUUUUCUUCCAUUGCAUUGAGAAAUAUGCAGAUUUUUAACUGAGGUGAACUGGAGAUUCAUGAAAGGUGCCAAGCACUGGACUGGAUGAGACAGGACUUAGUUUGAUGUGUGAGUUUUACACUUAGUUUGAAGCGUAAGAUUGGCUCUGCCUUAUAAGCAGGUGCUCCAUGGGAUUUAAUAUACUUCUCAAGUCUGAACUCCUGGUCAAGGCUCUUCUUACUGCUCCUAUGCUGGCCAUGUUUACUCUCUGCUCUGUAUGGACCCUUCAUUUUUUAAUAUAGCAUGUUUUUCAAUCAGAUUUUGGGUGAUGACCCUUUGUGAAGGUAAAAUAAACUCAACAAUUGAA